UAUGGAAAAAUUUAAUCGGUUGUUGAGAACUAACCUAUGAUUGGAUGGUUAGGAAGAUGGUUGGUGCACGAAGAAUCAAACUCAUUCUUUUAGUGGGAGGCAACAUUCCCAUAGACAGCGAUGUGCCUAUAAUGACUUCCUCAAUAUCAAGACGAGCCGGCUCGGUCUCACAAAGGUUGAAGGUGCUCAUGGUGGUAGAGUGUGUGUCCAGGCAUUUAUAGCGAUGAGUGUAUAUUUUCAGACACAAAAAAAGUGAAUAUGCAUGUACGUGAGCGCUUGCUGUAAUUGUGUUUUAAAAGAAAAUCGGUUGUUGGUGAGAUUUUGGGUGCAACUUGGAUUGGGCUUGCAGUUUUUCCUUUUUUUUACGGCUAUGAACGUUGUAGUUGCAUGGUACUCCCUCUGUAAAAAAAUAUAAAUGUGGUGCUCUAAACGCUCUAAUAUUUCUUUAUGAAGGAAGUACAAGCAGAGUUGUUGAUGCUUUGACGAAAGAGGCGAUGUCAGUCUCAGUCUCCGUCAUGCUUACAACCUCGAACUUAUUCUUUAUAAAAGCCAGCUAACUGCACAGACUUUCCACACGACACAACACGGAGGAUCCACAGAAGCAAGCAAAGGAGAGAAAAACAUGGCGUCGUCGCAGCCGGCCAAGGCCAAGCCGCACGUCCUGCUCAUCCCCUACCCGGCUCAAGGCCAUGUGAACCCGUUGCUGAGGCUGGCCAAGGCCCUGCACAUGCGCUCCUUCCACAUCACCUUCGUCCACACCGAGCACAACCAUCGCCGCCUCCUCCGGUCCCGCGGGCCGGGCGCCGUCGAGGAGGUCCCUGGCUUCCGAUUCGAGACAAUUCCUGACGGGCUCCCGCCGGCAGACCUCGAUGCCACCCAGGACAUCUGGAUGCUCUGUGAGGCCACGAGGCGGACGUGUCCGGGGCCUGUCAGGGAGCUCAUCGAGAGGCUCAGCCACACCGAGGGCGUCCCGCCGGUGACCUGCGUCAUCGCCGAUGGCGCCAUGGGGUUCGUGGUGCACGUGGCCAAGGAGUUGGUGCUGCCAGCCUAUCUGUUCUUCACGACCAGUGCAUGUGGGCUCUUGGCAUAUCUCAACUUUGAUCAGCUUGUCAAGAGAGGCUACGUGCCAUUCAAAGAUGAGAACUGCUUCACAGACGGUUACCUCGACACCCCUGUGGGCUGGAUAACCGGAAUGAUCAGCAACGUCCGCCUCCGCGACCUCCCAACGUUCAUCCACACGACCGACACCAAUGAUGUCAUGGUGACCAUCAACAUCAAGCAGUGCGAGCUGGACGCUCCCGCCGCUGACGGCAUCCUCCUCAACACCUUCGAUGACCUAGAGCAAACGUCGUUGGCCGCCAUCCGCGAGCGUCUACCCAACACCAUCACCAUCGGACCACUCAUCUCACUGCCGUCCUACCUUCCAUCCCUCACCUCGAGUUUGUGGAAAGAGGACAACGUAUGCACUUCUUGGCUGGACAAGCAACCGGAUGGCUCUGUGGUGUACGUCAACUUCGGGAGCAUCACAGUCAUGUCGACGGAGCAGAUGGUGGAGUUUGCACGGGGGUUAGAUGGCGCCGGCAGCCCGUUCCUAUGGGUUGUCCGGCCAGAUAUGGUGCGGGAUGGCAGCCUGCCUGAGGGGUUCGUGGAGGAGGUGGCGGGGAGGGGGCUCAUUGUGGGGUGGUGCAACCAGGAGGCGGUUCUGGAGCACCGCGCAACUGGGGGUUUCUUGACCCAUUGCGGGUGGAACUCGACACUGGAGAGCCUACGCGCUGGCGUGCCAAUGGUAUGUUGGCCAUUCUUCGCUGAGCAAGUGACCAACUGCAGGUACGCAUGUGACGAGUGGGGUGUCGGCAUUGAGAUGGCACGCCAGGCCGGGCGGGAAGAGGUGCAGGCGGCGGUGAGGGAGCUGAUGGGUGACAGGGCGAUGAGACGGAAGGCGGCAGAGUGGAAGGAGAAGGCAGAGAAGGCAGUCACCGUGGGUGGUUCAUCGCAUGGGAACCUCGAGAGGUUCAUCCAAGAGAUCGCACGCGUCAAGUGAUAGUAGUAUAUAUACUCUGGGAAAUGAUAAAAGUACAAACAUAUAUUGACUGUGCAAAGAAAUUUGUGCUACAUGCACAUUGUAUGUUUUAUGUAUGAGCUUUUGAGUAAUUAAUUGUGAUAUUGUUGUAUUUGGAAGGGAUGGGAAAUUAAUUACUGCUGGUCCCAUAUGAUACAUACGAGGGAUAGACGUACAGUGUAGUUGCAUAGAUCGGGUUUGCAUUUUGAUUGUAUCCUCUGAAUUACACCACUUGAAUUUUAAUUUUUGCUUUGUCGUAUAGUGUAGUGUCAUUCUUUUGUUUUUGCCGUAGUGCAUCUAACACUAGUCGUCGUAUGUUUUCUCUGCAAAUUUGUAGGGAACAGGCAAAGUCGGCAUAGGAUAGAUAGAAUAGGAUGGGUCUUUCAUUUUCGGGCUGUUAUCGCAACCUAAUUAACAUAUAGAUUAAUGUAAUUAACUGUAGCAGCCAAAUGACUUUGUUGAUGAGGUGGAGGAACGGAUCGUCCCGAGUAAAUUUAUGCAGAUAGAUGCCCUCCAGCAAUGUUAACCUCUCAUUCCUCAAUCCCCUCAACUUAUGAAUUCCCAUUGAACAUGUGCGACAUGGCUGACAUGCACACAACACCUUCUUAAUAGUUAUAUGUUUUUUAACUACAACAAUGCAACCACAUGUGUACAUGACAAAGAUGCAAAUAGAAAGAGGAAAGCAUAAGUGAUGCCUCCCUCUCCGAGCAAAUCCCCAAAAACUAUCACACAAUUCUGGCC
Aegilops tauschii subsp. strangulata is the source of this 2800-nucleotide messenger RNA. Its product is annotated as linamarin synthase 1. Lineage: Eukaryota; Viridiplantae; Streptophyta; Magnoliopsida; Poales; Poaceae. Gene Ontology annotation, molecular function: quercetin 3-O-glucosyltransferase activity; quercetin 7-O-glucosyltransferase activity. The record is from RefSeq and is a predicted model, not a curated record.